AUUGUUAAAGUUAUUGGAUGUGCCGAAAUACCUACCCUGUUACGCGCGAUUUCAGGUGAAGAACCUCCUGAGUCAUUGUUUACGAAAGAACUAAAGAGACGAGGUAUGACACCUACUUCAUUGCUUGAGGAAAGGAACAGAAGCACUGACGGUGAUGAUCAAAUGAAAUUCAAAGAAGAAGAUGGGAAUUUCUCAAGUAGAAAUGCAGCGAGAACAUAUUCUGAGCAAAACCUAUUUAAUCAAAGGGAGCAGUCUAUGGCACUGAACAGUGAAGGCCUUGAGGGUUUGAUUCCACGGGCUAAACUUUUGCUUACCCUCGGCGGAACUUUCUUUUUGGCUUUUUGGCCGUUGAUUCUCAUAACCGUUGCAUCAUUUGCUGCUCUGUAUCUGGUAUGUUCCAUACUUGGUUCAAAUACCUUUGAUCCACAUUUGCCAUUUAACACAGGUUUUAUUCAUUCCCGGAAACUACAUACAUUAUGGUAAAGACAGGUUAUGAGAUUAUAUAUAAUCAG
Molecule: messenger RNA, 512 nt
Organism: Olea europaea var. sylvestris
Lineage: Eukaryota; Viridiplantae; Streptophyta; Magnoliopsida; Lamiales; Oleaceae
Exons: 2
Source: RefSeq, a predicted model, not a curated record